UUUCGAGGUUCGCGUCCCGUUUAGGUUUGCUUUCCGCGCUUGUCUGGUUGUUUUUAGUUGUAUUCUGAAUUUGUAUGAUGGCGUGUCGCAUAUAUGUUGGUAGGCUAAGCCAUAGGGCAAGGGAAAGUGAUGUGGAACGAUUUUUUCGGGGAUAUGGCCGUAUCAGAGAUAUAAUGAUGAAAAAUGGAUUUUGUUUCGUGGAAUUUGAUGAUUACAGAGACGCCGAUGACGCAGUUCAUGACCUCAGCGGAAAGGAACUGUGUGGCGAAAGAGUUGUAAUUGAAAUUGCCAAAGGUACACCUAGAGGCGCGGGUGGAAACUUUAUCAGUGGAUACUAUCCACCCCCUGCCCCACAGAGCAGGGGAAGAGAUUAUGGUGGAUAUGGUCGGGAUCACGGUGGCGGACGCAGAGGUGGUCGUGACAGGGAUAGUGGAGGUGGAAAUUUUGGUCCACCAUCUCACACAGAAUAUAGAGUCAUAGUUGAGAAUUUAUCAUCACGUGUAAGCUGGCAAGACUUGAAGGACUACAUGCGUCAAGCUGGAGAAGUUACCUUCGCUGAUGCUCACAGGUUUCACAAAAAUGAAGGUGUUGUUGAGUUUGCGUCACGUAGCGACAUGGAUAGUGCUAUUGAAAAGCUUGAUGAUACCGAAAUUAAUGGACGUCGAAUCAAGAUUGUUAGGGACAUGAGUCGAGCUCGAAAACAUAGUUCUAGAUCUCGUUCUAGAAGCCGAAGUAGAAGUCGCAGAAACAGCAGAAGGUCGCACAGCAGAUCAAGGAGUCACAGCCGAUCUGGAUCGAGGUCCAAGCGUUCCAGGAGCGGAAGUCGGGGAAGAAAAAGGUCCCGCAGUCGUGAAGACCGAAAUGGCCAUUCACGAUCUCGCAGUCGAUCGGCCUCUCCAGCAAAGAAAAAGAAAUCAACUGAGCGUUCUCGUUCCAGAUCUGAUGAAAGAAAAUCUAAAUCCAGAGAAAGACAAGAAUCAGAGAGGGGAGAUGAAGAUGGCAAACGCAAUGAAGAUGGAGAGGACAAGGCUGAAGAGGAUGACAGAGAAAGAAGCCGGAGCAGGAGUCGUUCACCUUCGCCUAGAGACGAACGUCGUCGUUCACGAAGCCAUUCUGAUCCGCCACGCUCAAGAUCUCGCUCCAGAAGUCAUAGUUGAAAUCAUUGCAUCAUGCUUAUGAUCAUUGUACGGCUCAGACCAAACACUUGGAUUCUGAUCAAGUGAGACUCCUAUGCGUUUAAUUUUCAAAUAACUUUGUUUGCCUUAUGUAAACAGUUCAUGAAUUUUUACGUAGUCUGAUCAACUCGAAUCAGUCCACAAGCUUUUAAUAAUGUCUUAUAGUUAGCUAGAUGCUGUAAAUAUGAACAGAACCUUUGUUGUAAAUUUUUUUAAAUGUCACAAGCUCAUGGUUUCAAACUGCUCGUCCCUGCCUAUGAUUCUAAUUGCACACAAAAAAAAUGCAAUUAGAAUAGCUUUUUGGGUGUUUUUUAAUGUAUUCGAAUGGCAUAAAUUUGUUUGUGAAAUGGAAGCCAUUUAUGUAACUCGAAAUACAAUACUGUAAUUAUGAUUCUGAUUGGUUGUGCGAGUGUAAUUUUCAAUCUAGGUUUUUUAUACUUAUAAGUGAAUGUUGUUUCAUGAUUCUAAUUUUAUUUGUAUUAUUUUUCAAACCUUAAGGAUCAAUCAGUCCAUUGACCGAA
Molecule: messenger RNA, 1696 nt
Organism: Styela clava
Lineage: Eukaryota; Metazoa; Chordata; Ascidiacea; Stolidobranchia; Styelidae
Product: serine/arginine-rich splicing factor 5-like
Cellular component (GO): cytoplasm; nucleus
Molecular function (GO): mRNA binding
Source: RefSeq, a predicted model, not a curated record